AUAAAAAAGGGCAUGGGGAGUGACGCACGGGAUCGUCACGGGAAUUCCCCCCCUCGGGGGGCCGAAAGGGGCUUUCCCGGCCGGAGCCCUUUGGCUGGAGAGGAGCAACGACCGGUCCAGGGAAAGGCUCGGAAAGAAGUCGGAACCAGAGCCGCCACCACGGCGGGCGUCUGAAACUCUGGGAAGCUGAACCGGGGCCCGGAGCAGCAAGACACAGCAGGGCCUAGCCCAGAGAUAUGGACAGUUGCUACGAUCCAGGUCUGGAUGGCAUCACCGAAUAUGAUGAUUUUGAAUUCAGCCCCUCCAUUGUGGAGCCCAAGGACCCAGCCCCAGAGACAGCUAAUGGCCCCUAUCUGGUGAUUGUGGAGCAGCCCAAACAGCGAGGCUUCAGAUUUCGAUAUGGCUGUGAAGGCCCCUCCCAUGGAGGCCUGCCAGGUGCCUCCAGUGAGAAGGGACGGAAGACCUAUCCUACUGUCAAGAUCUGUAACUACGAGGGACCGGCCAAGAUUGAGGUGGACCUGGUGACACACAGUGACCCACCUCGGGCACAUGCCCACAGUCUGGUGGGCAAGCAGUGUUCAGAGCUGGGUGUAUGUGCUGUGUCUGUAGGACCCAAGGACAUGACUGCUCAAUUUAAUAAUCUGGGUGUCCUGCAUGUAACCAAGAAGAACAUGAUGGAAAUUAUGAUCCAAAAACUUCAGAGGCAGCGGCUCCGCUCCAAGCCUCAGGGGCUUACGGAGGCCGAGCGGCGGGAGCUAGAGCAGGAGGCCAAGGAGCUGAAGAAAGUCAUGGAUCUGAGUAUCGUGAGGCUGCGCUUCUCGGCUUUCCUCCGAGCUAGCGAUGGCUCCUUCACCCUGCCCCUGAAGCCUGUGAUCUCUCAGCCCAUCCAUGACAGUAAGUCUCCAGGGGCCUCAAACCUGAAGAUUUCCCGAAUGGACAAGACAGCAGGUUCCGUGCGUGGUGGAGACGAAGUUUAUUUGCUUUGUGAUAAAGUGCAAAAAGAUGACAUUGAGGUUCGGUUCUAUGAGGAUGACGAGAAUGGAUGGCAAGCCUUCGGGGACUUCUCUCCCACAGACGUUCAUAAACAGUAUGCCAUUGUGUUUCGGACUCCGCCCUAUCACAAGAUGAAGAUUGAGAGGCCUGUAACAGUGUUUCUGCAGCUGAAACGCAAGCGUGGGGGCGAUGUCUCCGACUCCAAACAGUUCACGUAUUACCCUCUGGUAGAAGACAAGGAGGAAGUACAGAGGAAGCGGAGAAAGGCCUUGCCCACCUUCUCCCAGCCCUUCGGGGGCGGAUCCCACAUGGGUGGAGGUUCUGGGGGCUCCGCUGGGGGUUAUGGAGGCGCUGGAGGAGGUGGCAGCCUUGGCUUUUUCUCCUCCUCCUUGGCCUAUGGCCCCUACCAAUCCGGUGCAGCCCCAAUGGGCUGCUACCCGGGUGGGGGAGGUGGAGCACAGAUGGCUGGCUCUAGGCGGGACACAGAUGCUGGUGAGGGGGCAGAGGAACACAGGGCGCCCCCCGAGACUCCCCAGGGCGAACCACAGGCCCUCGACACGCUGCAGCGAGCUCGCGAGUACAACGCGCGCCUCUUCGGUCUGGCGCAGCGCAGCGCCCGAGCGUUGCUGGACUACGGCGUCACGGCGGAUGCGCGUUCUCUGCUAGCGGGACAGCGCCACCUGCUGAUGGCACAGGACGAGAACGGAGACACGCCACUGCACCUGGCCAUCAUCCAUGGGCAGACUGGUGUCAUUGAGCAGAUAGCCCAUGUCAUUUAUCAUGCUCAGUACCUUGGGGUCAUCAACCUCACCAACCACCUGCACCAGACACCUCUGCACCUGGCAGUAAUCACUGGGCAGACCAGGGUGGUGAGCUUCCUGCUGCAGGUGGGUGCAGACCCCACACUGCUGGAUCGGCAUGGAGACUCAGCUAUCCACUUGGCUCUCCGGGCAGGUGCUGCAGCGCCAGAGCUGUUGCAGGCACUGUUGCACAGUGGCGCCCACGCUGUGCCCCAAAUAUUGCACAUGCCUGAUUUUGAGGGACUAUACCCAGUACACCUGGCAGUCCAUGCCCGAAGCCCUGAGUGCCUGGAUCUGUUAGUUGACUGUGGAGCUGAAGUGGAGGCAGCAGAGAGACAAGGGGGCCGAACCCCACUGCAUCUAGCCACAGAGAUGGAGGAGCUGGGGUUGGUCACCCAUCUGGUCACCAAGCUCCAUGCUAAUGUGAAUGCCCGGACCUUUGCUGGAAACACGCCCCUCCACCUGGCGGCUGGACUUGGAUCCCCAACCCUCACUCGCCUCCUUCUAAAGGCUGGUGCUGACAUCCAUGCAGAGAACGAGGAGCCUCUGUGCCCGCUGCCCUCACCCCCUACCUCUGGGAGCGACUCAGACUCUGAAGGGCCUGAGAGGGACACCCAAAGAGACUUCCGAGGCCAUACCCCUCUUGACCUCACUUCCAGUACCAAGGUGAAGACUCUGCUGCUAAAUGCUGCUCAGAACAUCAUGGAGCCACCCCUGGCCCCACCCAGCCCUGCAGGGCCAGGGCUGUCACUGGGGGAUGCAGCCCUGCAGAACCUGGAACAACUGCUAGAUGGGCCGGAAGCCCAGGGCAGCUGGGCAGAACUGGCAGAGCGGCUGGGGCUAAGAAGCCUGGUGGACACAUACAGGAAGACCCCGUCUCCCAGCGGCAGUCUCCUUCGUAGUUACAAGCUGGCUGGUGGGGACUUGGUGGGUCUAUUGGAGGCCUUGUCCGACAUGGGCCUUCAUGAGGGAGUCAGACUGCUGAAAGGUCCUGAGACCCGAGACAAACUGCCCAGCACAGCAGAGGUGAAAGAAGACAGUGCUUAUGGGAGCCAGUCGGUGGAGCAGGAGGCGGAGAAGCUGUGUCCACCCCCUGAGCCUCCAGGAGGGCUCUGCCACGGGCACCCCCAGCCUCAGGUGCACUGAAUGCUGCCCAGUCAGCUUUCACCUGGAUCCCUCUGUACAGCAUCCCUGCCUAACCGACAUCUUAUUUAAGCCUCAAGCCCACACCUCCAUGGGCCAAAUAAAGGGGAAGACCCCUUCCCAACUUACGGUACGGUAACCCCAAUGUGACACCCAUCCCUGUCCCUGAGUCAGAAUAGAGACAGAGGCCCAGCCAGCAAUUCAGAGCAGUUUUAAUGAGGGUGGCUGUACAAAGGGCAGGGCCCACCAAGAAGGGAAGCAGGCCGUGCCACCCCAGCCUGUGGAUGGGACCUCAACAUGGGCACCCUUCCUCUGUCUCUGCAAAGAGAGAGGUGAGCCCUUGGGGAGAAAGAGGGGGACCAGCUCAGCCCCAACUCCUGGCCUCUGUCUGAGCUAGGCCCCAGGAUGGAGGGGUAUUGCUGGUGUAAGGGUGGGGUGGUCUCAGCAGAAAGCGGAAACUUUAUCAGGCCUCCCCCACAAAAAAAAAAAAAAAAAAAAAA
Messenger RNA from Arvicanthis niloticus (Nile rat), 3436 nucleotides. RefSeq names its product nuclear factor kappa B subunit 2 (gene Nfkb2). Gene Ontology annotation, molecular function: DNA-binding transcription factor activity, RNA polymerase II-specific; protein binding; RNA polymerase II cis-regulatory region sequence-specific DNA binding. Gene Ontology annotation, cellular component: cytoplasm. The record is from RefSeq and is a predicted model, not a curated record. Lineage: Eukaryota; Metazoa; Chordata; Mammalia; Rodentia; Muridae. Gene Ontology annotation, biological process: regulation of DNA-templated transcription; signal transduction.